AUGCGUCUCGACUACGUACCUAACCCCCCGACCAACCUCGCGCCAGAGGAUCAAGAGGUCCUAGAGCGGGUCAAGGCACGUCGGGGUGCCAUGGGCCUUAUCGCGCUGGAUUUGACACUGUUGCAUGCUCCCAAGAUCGCAGAUGGUUGGAACGCCCUGCUCGGCGCCGUGCGGACGAAGAACUCUCUCCCAGACGAUAUCCGCGAGAUUGCCAUUUGCCGUCCUGCCUUGAUUAACCGCGCCUGGUAUGAAUGGCAUGCUCAUGCUCCUAUCCUUUUGAAAUCUGCGGGCUUUACGGAAGAAAAACUAGCCGUCGUGCAACAGCUGCAUCCAACAUCCAAGGGAGCGCUCGACGAUCGCCAGUGGGCUGUUCUGCGAUAUGCCGAUGCCAUGACGCGAGACGUGUCUGUCCCUCAGAGCGUGUUGGACGAAGUCAAGGCGGCCGGUUUUAGCAAUCAGGAAAUCGUUGAGAUUACGGUCACGGUUGCGAGUUACAACAUGGUCAGCCGGUUUUUGGUCGCAUUGGAUAUUGGAGAGGCCAACGACAAGGCUCCGGCAUUCGCUAAAUAG
Messenger RNA from Cladophialophora psammophila CBS 110553, 570 nucleotides. RefSeq lists its product as uncharacterized. Gene Ontology annotation, molecular function: peroxiredoxin activity. The record is from RefSeq and is a predicted model, not a curated record. The transcript has 2 exons. Lineage: Eukaryota; Fungi; Ascomycota; Eurotiomycetes; Chaetothyriales; Herpotrichiellaceae. The coding region runs from base 1 to 570 and encodes 189 amino acids.